Cyprinus carpio (common carp) is the source of this 6031-nucleotide messenger RNA. RefSeq names its product thyrotroph embryonic factor-like. The record is from RefSeq and is a predicted model, not a curated record. Gene Ontology annotation, cellular component: nucleus. Lineage: Eukaryota; Metazoa; Chordata; Actinopteri; Cypriniformes; Cyprinidae. Gene Ontology annotation, molecular function: RNA polymerase II cis-regulatory region sequence-specific DNA binding; DNA-binding transcription factor activity, RNA polymerase II-specific. Gene Ontology annotation, biological process: regulation of transcription by RNA polymerase II.
AUGCGAGUGCUUAUCGCAGUACGCUGGAGUGGGUCCUGUAUAGUCUCUGAGUGGGUCGCUACAGCGCUGUGUGCUUUCUCAAACAGAAACGGAAGGAUUGACGGUUACAAGCGACGUUUGUGUAUUAUCCCGGAUAAUAUCGCGCUAAUCAUGCCCGGACAGGCGUCGGUGACGGUGGCCAUCGCCCCGCAGAAGUCGUCCGCUUUUGUUCUGAAGAAGAUCAUGAAUAUUCCUCCUCCAAACAUACUGGAGGAUCAAGACGACGACAUCGAGAAGGAGAAACAGGGUUCGACCUGCGAUGGGACGUCCGGUGGCGGCGGUGGUUCGGGGGGCACGGGGAGCGUCUCAGCCUCUCUCACCCCCACCAUCUGGGACAAAACCAUCCCGUAUGACGGCGAGACCUUCCACCUGGAGUACAUGGACCUGGACGAGUUCCUGCUGGAGAACGAGAUUCCCGUCACACUGGAGGAGGAGCUGAGCAGGUGUCCGCGAGCCGGAGACACUCAGGGUGUAUCUGCACCCUCCGACGAGCCGGCGACCGUCCCGCAGAUGCCUGAGCGGGAACACAAGGACGACGAAGAGUCUGAGGACGACUCGCUCACUGUGAACACUGAAACGAACGCAGAAGUCAAAGCUGCCCCCGACCGUGUGACGCCCCCUCCGAUCGACCCAGAGGAGAUCGAGGUGAGCGUGGCCUUCCAGCCGGACCCCACGGAUCUGGUGCUGUCCAGCGUUCCCGGAGGAGAGCUCUUCAAUCCACGGAAACAUCGCUUCUCUGUGGACGAGCUCAAACCACAGCCCAUGAUCAAGAAAGCCAAGAAAGUGUUUGUUCCUGCCGAGGCCAAGGAUGAAAAGUACUGGUCGCGGAGGAAGAAGAACAACAUGGCGGCGAAGCGCUCGCGUGACGCCCGGCGUCUGAAGGAGAACCAGAUCGCCGUCCGCGCCUCCUUCCUGGAGCGGGAAAACGCCGCGCUGAGACAGGAAGUGGCCGAGCUGCGCAAAGACUGCGGCCGCUGCAAGAAGAUCAUGUUGCUGUACGAGGCCAAAUACGGCUUGCUGUGAGGGACACGCUUCACCCCGACACGCAUCAGUCUCCCUUAUAAUUCACACCGCAGUUACACAGCCGGGGAUUGUGGGUAAUGCGGCGCCGCGCGGGAGGUGGACGAGAACGACACGAGCGUGUGUUUUUAACAGACGUUUGAAGGAGGUAGAAGACACAUGAUAACACAACAUAACCUUUGACCUCCUCAUACCUCAUUCCGCCCUCUCAUUCGGUAUGAAGACGAAAUAAUGUGUCUGUGUCUGUGUACAAGAGGUUUUUCGCAGAAAACAAGCGCAUGACCCUCGAUAUGAAGCAAUUAUAUACUUUAUUCCAUGAAAGCGAGUGCAGAUGAAGAGCAAGUGCGAAUGGGCCGGUCGCGGUCUGUGAAGGUGAAGUCUGUAAAUAUACACUUGUAUCCGUCUGCUAGUGUUGCCGUUCUUCCAGAAUGACCUAAUCAUGUAGAGUCGACACUUCUAUCAUGCAGAUUAACUCUAUAGCGAUUCAAUCGCAUCUUACAACAAUUAAGCGGGCGAUUAUUGUAAAGCGAGCGUCUGUGCAUGGGUUUAACUAUGAGUUUGUGUUCAGGGUUUAAUCCACGGCAAUAAUGUGCGAUUCAUCUUUACCUCAGAUUAGAUGUUUCUGAUGAGUGUCUUUUAUUUAUUUAUUUAUUAAAAAAAAAAACAUUUUAGUCGGGCAGCUCAGCAUCAGUUGAAACACAACUGUAACAUUUAGUUUUUUUACAUUCUUCUUUCAAAGUUUUUUUAUUUAUAUUUACAUUUUAAAUCACAUCCAACAAUCCCCCAACCCUCACCAUCAAAUAUAUAGAGUAGUGUCAAUACUGUCCAUCACUUCAGAUAGGAAUUGUAAGUAGAAGGACCGAGCAGUUAUAUAUACAUGCCAACAUACAUCAACCUCCAAUCAUAUAUAAAAAGAGAUACAUGCACAUAUACUCGCAUGAAGGAAAAAAAAGAAAAGAAAACGGGAAUGAUAAUAAAUGAAAUACAUUACAAAAAGAAAAGGAGAAAGAAGAAAAAAUCAGCCAAUGACGGCAUUAUUUAAACAUGAUUUAUCAACAUAGUCAAUAAAAGGGUUCCAAAUCUUAAAUAAUUGUUUUUCCGACCCUUUUAGUGAAUACCUAAUUUUUUCAAGGCAGAGACAAGACAUCACAUCUCUGAUCCGUUGAGAAUGGCUGGGUGGGAAGGGAUCUUUCCACUUUAAUAGUAUUGCUCUACGUGCCACCAAGGAGGCGAAAGCAAGGACUUCACACACAGAGGCUGACAGCCAUGACUCCUGGAGCUGCUUCAAAUAAUGCCACCAGAGGUUCUGGCUCUAAACUGAGCUUAAGAACCUCUGAAACGGUGUGAAAUAUUGAUCGCCAGAAAUGCUCUAAUUUGGGGCAUGUCCAGAACAUGUGAAUUAGUGAUCCCUCAUCACAUUUACAUCCAUUGCAUAUGGGACUAGUACCAGGAAACAUUUGAGCUAGUUUAACUUUGGAUAUAUGUGCCCUAUGUACUACUUUGAACUGUAUAAGUGAAUGCCGAGCACACAUUGAAGAUGUAUGAACCUGCUUAAGAAUACAGUUCCAUGUGUCAUCAGAAAGUGGUCUGUCAAGGUCUUCCUCCCAAGCUCUCUUAAUGUUAUUAAGAGAGGAAGAUACCAGAUUAGUCAUUAGAUUAUCAAUAAUGGAAAUUUAACCCUUGGCUAAUGUUGCAUGAAAAGAAAUUAUCCAAAGGAUUUUCAGAAGGCAUCACUGAUACAAGUGACUCUAAAGAAAUCUGACUUAGUAAGACCAAAACAUAAUGUUAACUGCUCAAAAGAAGCGAAUAAAUUAUCAAUAAAUAAAUCUUUGAAACGUCUCAUCCCCUUGUCGACCAACUCUUAAAUGAUCCGUCCUGCAUUGAAGCCAAAAAAAAAGUGAUUGUGGGCAACAGGGCUAAGGAGAGAAGGAUCCUGAAAACCAAAUGAUUUCCUGAAUUGGGUCCAAAUCCUCAACGAGUGUUUCACCACUAGACAAUCCACUGGAGUGUAAGAGAUUAAUUGUAAUGUAGUUGCAAGAAGUGUUCGGAGGGAAAUUUGCUUGUGAGCAUUUAUUUCCAUGUCCACCCAGGAUGGUCUAUUGGGAAAAUGUGAUAAUGCCACCAAUACACUAUAUUUCGUAUGUUAGCUGCCCAGUAUUAAAACUUAAAGUUUGGUAAGGACAUACCGCCAUUGCAUCUAGACCUCUGAAGGAAUGAUUUACACAGGUGCUUACCGUUCCAAAUAAAUGAAGAAAUAACAGAGUCCAAAGACUUAAAAAAUGAAAGCGGAAUAAAUAAAGGUAAACACUGAAAAAGAUAAAGAAAUUUAGGGAGCACCACCAUCUCUAUGGAAUUAAUGCGCCCAAUGAGAGAGGUCUUUAAAGGGGACCAUUUAGAAAGAUCUUUCUUAAUUCUUUCAAGAAGUAAGCCAAAAUUAUGUUUAAAAAGAUGCUUAUGAUGGCGAGUGAUACAAACCCCAAGAUAACAGAACUUAUUUUCGACUAGUUUCAAUGGUAUGUUAGAGUACUGUAAUUGCGCAUCUACCUUGUUAAUACGAAAAAAUUGUACCCAGAGAACCGGCCAAAAUUCUUGAGCAAAGAUAGUCCAGCAAUCUGCCGACUCUCGCGUAGAGCGAUCGCUAAAGGCUCGAUAGCUAGAGCAAACAGCAAUGGGCUUAGCGGACAGCCCUGUCGAGUUUUAUUAGUUAAACGGCCUAGAGUGUAGACUACUGCAGAGGGAGAAUUAUACAGUAAUUUAAUCCAAGAGAGAAAGACUGGGCCAAAUCCAAAUUGUUCCAAAGCUAAAAAGAGGUACUCCCACUCCACCCUGCCAAACGCCUUCUCGGCAUCCAAAGAAACAACACAUUCUGGAAUGGCCUGAUGCUGAGAAUAUACCACAUUAAGUAAGAGGCGGAUAUUAAAAAAAAAUGAUUGACGAUUCUUUAUAAACCCUGUUUGAUCAGGGGAGAUGAUGGUGGGGAGGACUUCUUCCAGUCUUGAGGCAAGUACCUUCGCUAAAAUUUUAACAUCACAGUUGAGCAAAGAAAUCGGCCUAUAAGACGCACAAUCCAAAGGAUCUUUAUCCUUUUUAAGUAAUAAAGAGAUGUAUGCUUGAUUUAAAGUUGGGGGAAGAGUCCCAGACUUAAAAGACUUAGAAAAAAACAGAUGUCAAUAAUGGAGCAAGCUGAACAGAAUUUUUUUUAUUGAACUCUGACGGAAAACCAUCAGGUCCUGGGGAUUUACCAGAUUGUAGGGAAGAGAUCGCAGAUGCCACUUCCUCCUGAAAAAUCGGCGCUUCUAAGCAGUUGCGAACAUCAGAGGAUAAAGUGGGGACAUUUAGUUGGCUGAAAAAACUCUUCAAUGUCCCCCCACGGAGAGGAAUUAGACGUGUACAAAGAAGAAUAAACUUAUAGUUAAUAGUACUUUGAUCAGUUGUGACCUUCCCAUUAUCUAGAACAAGACCACUUAUAAUUUGUUUGGCCCAUGCAGCUGAUCGGCUAAUACUUUCCCAGAUUUAUCCCCACUUUCAUAAAAAAACACUCCUAGUUCUCCUCAAAAGACCCUCUAUCUCAUUGGUUGACAGUAAGUCAAGCUCUGACUUCAGUUUAAGAGACCUAGCAUAUUGUUCAUCCAGCCUAGAAAUCUCAUCAGCCAGAGAAUUUUGUUUUUCUUUAGAGAGCCUUCUUUUAUUAGCAGCAAAAGAAAUUAUUUGGCCUCUUAUAUAUGCUUUGAGGGCCUCCCACACGAUUGAAUCUAGAACUUCCAACAAUUUAUUGACACGAAAUUUGGUCAGCAGUAAAGGAAACAAAAUGCUCAUCUGCCAAGAGGGAAGUAUUAACGCCUCCUGGGUAAGGCAAGUUCAGAAAGGUCAUGUCAAGAAUAAGAGGAGCAUGGUCCGAUAUAAUAAUACUUUGAUAUGCACAAGACCGAACUCUAGGAAUUAAACUGUUGUCCAGAACAAAAUAAUCAAUCCGAGAGUAAGAGUGGUGGACGUUUGAGAAAAAGGAAUAUUCUCUCUUUUUGGGGUUCAGAAGGCGUGUUUUUUACAUUCUUAUCAAUGACAGAUUCAUUAUUGCAUUUUUAAUGAAUUAUUAGAAUAAUAAUGCAUUUUUAGAUAAAUUGUUGCAUUGGUAAAACCAUUGUGGCGUGAGUGUGCUUUAUUCCAGUCGAUGAGAUUAACGAUAGCAGUUCUAGCAUCACUAGAGUCUCACGUUUAUCGCCGGUUUUCCUGACGUUUACUGUAUUUAAAAAUGCAGAAGAAAUAAUGUGCUUCCAGUGUUUAUGGAUUUUGAUAGAUUGCACAUAUCAUGGUUUGUUUUCAAUGCUCAAAAAAAUUCAUGAACACCACAAAGUGUGCUUACAAUUUUAGUUUAUGUAUUUUUAACAGUUUUUUUUUUUUUUACAAUUACUAUAUAUGACAACAAAAUAACCAUCUUAUAUCAAAACAUUUCACAGUUGUAAUAUAUAAUAGUUAUAAUAGUUUUAAUAUAUAUAUUGCAUUAAAUAAAUUAAUGUCGUAAGUCAUCAAGAUGUGUUUUUUUACAACGGGUUUGAAGCAAAUCAAUUGUAUAUUGUCUAGUAGUUAGUGCAUGCUGUUGUCAUGGUGAUGCUGUGCAGUGGGCGUGUCCUUCUCUUCCAUAUAUGGAGAUAAAAACUCUCUAUCUGUCACAUUCUUUGAUAGUUUCGCUGUUUUAAACUCUUUUUACUCCUGUUUGAUUUCUUUCUAUAAACCAAACACACAAACCUUCCCUGUCAAUCAGUGUUUGAAAUGUACAAAAUUACGUUUGUUUGUGUUUGUUUUUAUAGGUCAGAUUUUUUUAUUUAAACUGAAUAGUGAAUUUAGUUUUUGUUAUAAUAUGUUAUAUGAAAGAUGUCGAGUUCUGCGUUAGACUCUGUGAAACUCAAAUGUAGCAUUUUGACUUGGUUUUGUCUUUAAUAAAACACGUCACUUUUAAUAUAAAGACGUUUUGAAA